GCUAUGGCUACAGAGGUUCCAGGAAACCACACGAAGCCAAGCUGGGCCACAGCUGAGAAGAGUGUCCCACACUCUGGAGGGACGCAGCAUGGAAGAACACCGGCCAGGACCACCACCACGGGGGAUCCACGCAGCCGGGUUCUGGGUGGCAACAGGCUCUAGGCUCCAGUAGCCCAGAUCCCUUUUGUGCCCAGCAGAUGCCCAAGUUUGGGAAUGGGGGAUCUGCGGAGGUGCUUAGCCAGCGGGGAAUAUGGCGUGUUGAAGGACUGUCCCCUUUAUGAAAGCAAUUUCAUGCAGGUUACCAAGACAGGGGAUGUAGCCAACAGGGUCACCAUGGGCAUUGCUGCCACCAGCCCAAGUCUGGAACUGCCUGAUCUCAUGUUGCUGGCACGACCAACCCCAAUAUCAAGUGGUCGGUACAGUAACAAUUCGGAUGCUGUGCCUCAGCCUGGAGAGGAACUACAACUUUUUGGGCUUCUGCCGUUGAAAUUUGUCCGGAUCUACAUUCAUGAUGAAACACGAUACCAGCUCAAAAUCCGCCUGGCCAAUGGCCGCACAUUCUAUCUGCAACUUCUGGCUCAUCCUCUCAAACAGGACGAGAUCUUUGGGCAGUGGGUACGGCUGCUCUACCGCCUGCGCUUUUACCGCACUGAUGCCCCCCUCGCCUAUGAACAGGGGAACACACUCCAACGCCACAAAACCUGAGGAGGAACUCAUAGCAGGAGGAAAAGAGAAUAUGUAUCCCAGGUGAGGAAGAAGAACCUUUGGGGAUCAUCUUAUCUGUCCCGCCAAAACUAAUACAGAACCAGGUUGCCCUCCCAGGCAGGCUUCCCAGUCUUGGACACCGUUCCUCCCUGUGAGAAGCUGCUGCAACAUCUGUAAGGAGGACACAAUCCCCCGCCCCGUCCCCCUUAAUAAAACCACUCAACAUAA
Messenger RNA from Hemicordylus capensis (graceful crag lizard), 933 nucleotides. RefSeq names its product golgi associated RAB2 interactor 5A (gene GARIN5A). The coding region runs from base 214 to 705 and encodes 163 amino acids. The transcript is spliced from 5 exons. Gene Ontology annotation, cellular component: nucleus. The record is from RefSeq and is a predicted model, not a curated record. Lineage: Eukaryota; Metazoa; Chordata; Lepidosauria; Squamata; Cordylidae.